Messenger RNA from Postia placenta MAD-698-R-SB12, 564 nucleotides. RefSeq lists its product as hypothetical. Gene Ontology annotation, biological process: vesicle-mediated transport; intracellular protein transport. The transcript has 7 exons. Gene Ontology annotation, molecular function: GTPase activity; GTP binding. Gene Ontology annotation, cellular component: Golgi apparatus; cytoplasm. The record is from RefSeq and is a predicted model, not a curated record. Lineage: Eukaryota; Fungi; Basidiomycota; Agaricomycetes; Polyporales; Adustoporiaceae. Bases 1 to 564 code for a protein of 187 amino acids.
AUGGGUCUCUCGCUUUCCUCGCUGUUCACAUCGUUGACCUCACUGGUCCGCUGGAGCAAAGAUCAAGAUGUCCGGAUACUGAUGCUGGGGCUGGAUUCCGCCGGCAAAACUACAAUAUUGUACAGGCUACAGAUAGGAGAAGUCGUUUCGACGAUUCCAACCAUUGGCUUCAAUGUUGAAACAGUGCAGUAUAAGAACAUCAAAUUCCAGGUAUGGGAUCUAGGGGGCCAAUCUAGCAUUCGACCAUAUUGGCGCUGUUACUUCCCAAACACUGCUGCCAUUAUCUACGUGAUUGACUCUUCCGACACCGCACGGUUACCAACAUCACGGAGCGAGCUGCUUACCAUGCUGUCGGAGGACGAACUUGCCGGCGUACCUCUCCUCGUGUUCUGUAACAAGCAAGACGUCGAGGGCGCGCUGAAGCCGGAGGAAAUAAGUGAGCAGCUGGGGCUUGCUGGAGGCGAGAAGGAGCGUCAGUGGAGCGUGCGGGGGAGCUGUGCAACUAAGGGGGAGGGUCUUGAGGAUGGCCUCGACUGGCUAGUCAAUGCCAUACAGAAGAAAUAA